CUUUUGGAUCGAAUGUUUUGAUAACCGCUUUUGAUAGAAAUAAAUGGGAUUCUUUUUUUGGUGUCCGGAAAUUUAUUGAAGUUUUACAUGUUUCUUUACUUUGUCCGUUCCGGCAGCCCUAUCAGUCCGAUUGCUCCAUCGCCUGCUUCUUCAAUUACUGCAUCGUCUUCGUCCAUGUCAUCGGUGGCUUCUCCAGCUUCGACUUGUUCAAAGCAAACAAUAAUGGAGGCUGCAUCGGGUAUUGUCGAGGGUAAAACUGACGUAGCUUACGAGAUCUUGACCCGGUUAGCUCAGGUUGCUAACGCUAAAGGGAAUUCAGAGCAGAGGUUGAUGGAAUGUAUGUUGUUGGCUCUUAAAUCGCGGGUUAACUCAGUAGAAAACCCGCCACCGGUGGCUGAGUUGUUCAGCAAGGAACACGCUGCAACGACUCAGUUGCUCUACGAUCUGUCUCCUUGUUUUAAUCUCGGGUUCCUGGCUGCUAAUUUGGCUAUCCUUGAUGCCAUUUUGGACCAGCCAAGCUGUAAUAAGUUACAUGUUAUUGAUUUUGAUAUUGGGCAAGGAGGGCAGUAUAUGAAUCUUCUCCACGCGCUGUCUGAACGUAGAAGUGGGAAGCCUGCAAUGCUAAAGAUCACAGGUAUUGCUGAUAAUGGUGGGAUUGAGAGGUUGAAGAUGGUUGGCGAUAAUUUGAGUCGAAUCGCUGAGGGAUUGGGAGUUUGUUUCAAAUUUAAUGUGGUAGCGAGUCUUAAACUCAGCGAUCUAAGUCGCGAGUCGCUCUGUUGCGAACCGGACGAGUCAUUGGCUGUUAAUUUUGCGUUCAAGCUUUCAAUGCCCGACGAGAGCGUGUCCGUGGAGAAUCCAAGACACGAGCUUCUCCGUUGCGUGAAGGGAUUGGGCCCGCGCGUGGUAACAUUAGUGGAGCAAGAAAUGAACACGAAUACGGCGCCGUUCGCGUCGCGGGUGGGAGAAGCUUACGGAUAUUAUGGAGCGUUGUUUGACUCGAUUGAGUCGACCGUGCCGAGGGAGAGCUCAGAUAGACUGAAGCUGGAGGAAGGGCUCUGGCGCAAAAUUGCCAACUCAGUUGCGUGUGAGGGGAGGGAUCGCGUUGAAAGAUGCGAGGUUUUUGGGAAGUGGCGGACCCGGAUGAGCAUGGCGGGGUUUGAGUUAAAGCCACUGAGCCAAAGCGUUGCAGAGUUGAUGCGUGCUACACUCAAUUCUGGUAACUGUGUCAACCCGGGAUUCACCGUCAAAGAAGAAAACGGAGGGGUUAGCUUUGGUUGGAUGCGCCGAACUCUCACCGUCGCAUCCGCUUGGCGUUAACCUCACUUCUCCCUUUUUCUCUUUUCAAUAUCAUUAUUAAUUGUUAUUAUA
Molecule: messenger RNA, 1368 nt
Organism: Durio zibethinus
Lineage: Eukaryota; Viridiplantae; Streptophyta; Magnoliopsida; Malvales; Malvaceae
Product: scarecrow-like protein 8
Source: RefSeq, a predicted model, not a curated record